Messenger RNA from Morchella sextelata, 2058 nucleotides. RefSeq lists its product as uncharacterized. Bases 1 to 2058 code for a protein of 685 amino acids. NCBI's taxonomy places the organism in Eukaryota, Fungi, Ascomycota, Pezizomycetes, Pezizales, Morchellaceae. The transcript has a single exon. Gene Ontology annotation, molecular function: protein binding. The record is from RefSeq and is a predicted model, not a curated record.
AUGUUUGAGAACGAUAUCGGCGUCGAAGAUAUACCUGUUACGACAGAGGAGGCUCGGCGGGACGUGGCCACCUUUGUCCGCGCUGAGGUUCGACGACUAGAUUUGCGAAACCUUAUGAAUGAAGACGCGGCUGUCGAAGUACUACUCAAGGGAUGUGAUGCCUUAUUCUUACUAGCAUACUACCGUCUCAAAAUACUCUCUGCAAACCGGGGAAGGAUACGUACCCAAGAGGACCUUGACAAAAUUCUUUCCACUCUACCGGCCGAUCUCCGGGAGUUCUAUGACUGGACUCUACGAAACUUGGAAAUACAAGAUCCUUCCAAGUGUAUCCUGAUGAGAAGGAUAUUUUUGUGGUUGACCUAUGCCAAGCGUCAGUUGACCUUCAGGGCGCUAUCCACAGCCGUCUCUGUGGGGUUUGGGAAUGAUUCGUCCGUCAUAUCUAGCCAACACCUUAUCCCAGGAGGCCUAGAAAGCCUAUGCGGUGGACUAGUUGUACUCAUGCCCCGGAAAGAUAUGGAGUCAAGCGAAGACCUCGGAAUCGUUGCACUGGCGCAUAACUCGGUCAAGGAGUACGUGUCGGACUUCGCUCGGCAUCAAUCACCACUGCCCCUGUUGCGGGAUUCUAGCGCUUGUAACUCGGAGAUCGUUCAGGCUUCUAUAGCCUACAUGUAUUUCAACCACGGAAAGCCCUUAUCGGACUCUUCGUUUUUGGACUACGUCUACAGAUUUUGGAUGGAUCACCUCUUUGGCACGAAGACGCCUACUCCCUCUCUAACAAACGGCCUCGUGAGGUUCUUUCCAUCGGGCGAAUGUCUUGCUUGGUGGGAAGCAACUGACAGGGACCUCCAUUGGGGUAUAAACGAUAUACAUAUCCUUCAGUCAGCAUUUCGUUACUGGAUCACGAAGGUUGCUCCGAGUGGUUCCAAACUGGGUCAAACCAUAGAAUUCAUGACCACCCUACAAAAAAAGCAGCUCGAGGCCUGUGCCAAAAAGCAUGGUAAAAGCCACCCUCUGUCGCUAAAGUUCAUGGCCAACCUUGUCUCGACAUAUUGGAUUAGUGGAAGACCUCAGGAAGCGGAAUUCCUUGGAGCAGAACUAGUAUCACGGUGCAAAAAAGCCAACCUCAGCAAGAGUCCGGACACUGUUGAUGCGUUAUCAGGGCUAGCCGAAGUAUAUGGUUCUUUGCCUCGCAUGAGCCGUUUAGGAUGGAAGGAGGCAGAGGAUCUUCAGAAGCUCAUAAUUGAGACACGAACUUCAACAACCGCUUUGGGCGAACGUGAUGCAGACAUUUUAAAGUCCAUGCUCGGUCUAGUAGUUAUCUGCGGUAGGGAAGGGCGCGUGAAAGAGGCAGAGCUUUAUACGCAAAAGGUGAUCGAUAUUAGCGAAGGAAUCAUAGGAGAUCUACAACAACCGGAUGUCUCUAAAGAACAGAUAGAUUCCAAGGGCCUAGAAACAGCUGGGUGCGCAAUAGCCCUCGUGAGAGAUGAUCCCGAGAUCAUUGAAAUAAUGAACACCCUGGUUUCAGCUUACGGAAAUCUGGGUAAAAUGUUGGAUGCCGAACGCGUUGGACUGCAAGUUAUUGCUAAGAGUGCAAAGGUAUUCGGCAAAAAAGACCCGCACACGCUGUCGGCAAUGGAGGAUCUCGCAAAUGUGUAUGGCGGGCAGGGUCGAAGUGAAGAGGCUUUGAAACUGGGUCAAAAAGCGUUCGACACGCGCGUAGAGGUCUUAUGCCAGGACCACCCCGACACCAUCAAGGCAAUGGGUCUUCUGAUCGCUUGCUAUAUGUCGAAAGGGCACAUCAAGAAAGCUCAGUAUUUGGCAGUAAAUCUGUUGGACAUUCGCCGCAGAGUCCUAGGCAACGAUAAUCCAUCCACGCUCGCUUCUAUAGAUAUGCUGGUGCAGAUACACUUGGAGCAAUCGCAGUGGCGCGAAGCAGAGGGCCUAAUUCGUGACCUUAUAGCUGCUAGUACCAGGAUUCGAGGUGCUGAUCACCCUGAAACCUUAGGCGCAAUGAAUCGCCUUGCGAUGGUGUACGGAUACCAAGGCAGGAUGCAGUAA